AUUCAUUAAAGUCCCCCGCGUUGCCAAACAACGAGCUCGAUCCUUCGCUUCUCCCGAUGAUCCUGUGAAGCCGCUGCAAAACCCUAAUCCCAUCUCAACACUUGAUUUGAUGGAUUAUAGUUCAGAAGAAUCAUCUGACCUCAGUGAUUCUGAGGUAGAUGAGUACGAGGCCAGAUCUUAUCUGAACAUGAAAACGGGGAAUACUAAAGUAAAAAGAUCAUCCGGCAUCUAUAGAUGCCCGUUCUGCGUGGGGAAAAAGAAACUAGUAUACAGUUACAAGGAUUUACUUCAACAUGCCAUUGGAGUUGGUUCCUCAAAUCGAAGUGGAAAAGUGAAGGCCAACCACCGGGCAAUGGCAAAGUAUAUGAAAACUGAUCUUUCUGAGGCAGUGCCCUUAAUACCACAUUUGGUGAAUGAAGAGAAACCUCCUCUUCCUAUUCCCAAGCAAGAUAAUCAAUUUGUUUGGCCCUGGAAUGGCAUCAUAGUUAAUAUUCCAACUGAGUGGAAGGAUGGGCAACUGGUUGGUGAUAGUGCAAGUCGGCUAAAAGAGAGUCUAUCUAGAUUUAAUCCUGUCAGAGUUGUAACCUUGUGGGAUGCCAAAGGCCAUACUGGAACUGCGAUUGUGGACUUUGGUAGGGACUGGGCUGGAUUUAAGGAUGCUAUGGCAUUUGAAGGUCAUCUUGAAAGCCAAAACCUUGGUAAAAAAGACUGGUGUGAAGCUGGAACCAAAAGUUCAAACAUUUAUGGAUGGGUUGCACGAGCGGAUGAUUAUGUUGCUAUUGAUCCCAUUGGGAAGCAUUUACAUAAAAAAGGCGAACUGAAAACUGUUGUUGACCUUGCAGAAGAAGAGUCUAGGAAAAUGGAAAAACUUGUGGCAUACAUGAAAGACCAACUUGAGGCUAAGUCCAGACAAUUAAAAGAGUUGGAGUUGAAAUACCAAGAGGUUGAUACUUGCUGCCAAAAGAUGGUGGAUAAAUUGUACCUGACACAUCAGGCUUACAAUGAAGAAAUACAAUUAAACCAGUGGCUUGCUCAGGAGAACUCAAUCCAGUCCUCUGAUAGUAAUGUCAACAAGAAGGUUGCACUGCCUGCUUCACCAGCACAAUAUCAAGCAGAAUGACAGAGGUUUUCCAAUAUGAGCAGAGUUAAGAGUCCACAUGUUUGAGCUUUUCCCAAGUCAUGCUGUGUGUUCUAUCACUUAUAUUUCCCUCUUCCUGCUACUAUUGGGCUCUAUUUUGUUGCAUGACACUGAGUGCCAACUGACUAGUAUUGUAGUUGAUGAAACUCUCUCUUGCUUACUGCCAAAUAUCUAGUUUUGUUAUAUA
Dioscorea cayenensis subsp. rotundata (Guinea yam) is the source of this 1325-nucleotide messenger RNA. RefSeq names its product protein INVOLVED IN DE NOVO 2-like. The coding region runs from base 110 to 1120 and encodes 336 amino acids. The record is from RefSeq and is a predicted model, not a curated record. Gene Ontology annotation, biological process: gene silencing by siRNA-directed DNA methylation. Lineage: Eukaryota; Viridiplantae; Streptophyta; Magnoliopsida; Dioscoreales; Dioscoreaceae. The transcript is spliced from 4 exons.